UUAAUUCGAGAGAUUAAUUUCAGACGAACAUUGUCGUGUUGGUGAAUUUAUUAAGGGGGAAAAAAAAGAGGAAGAAUAGCUGGAGACUCAUCGACUCGUUGACUUUUGUCGCGCGUUUCGAGACUGAGGAACUGGAGAAACGCGAAAUCCGCUUCCUCGAAUGCAGUGAUCGUGCAUUCGUCGCGCGGACAUGUCAGAACAACGUCAGUAACGACAAGCGAACUUGCGCAAGAAGCGAAUUCGGAGCCCGAUUUCUUUCACGGCGGAGAAAGCAGACGGCUGAUCGAGUCGGACAAGUAUAAACCGCGAUGUAGCGGCCGUUUCCUGCCUCUAUAUAUCUCAACCCGCUCCGGCCCCAAGAAAAUAAACACGCGAUGAAGAAAUCGCUCGCGUUUUACGAUUUAAUCUUCUUGCAUUAAUUGCAACGACCUAGAACUAUCACCUAAAAACUAUCGCUCUUCGAUCCGAGUUCCCGUCGAUGGCGAUUUCUUUAAUGUCACUGAACUAGAAAAGGCUGAACAAGCGAUCCGGCCUUGCAGGAAUAAUUGUCCGGAUCGAAGAAGAAAACAUCGAUCCUUCUUUCAAUACAUAGAAACUCUUCUUGCCGGCUUUAUCGCCAAGUUAAAACAACAGGAUGCAAACUUGACAUUUACAUGUCUUCCUGAUGCGAUUUACCGUGGAACGAUGGGUUUCUAACCAUCCACAAUGAUGGUGGACUUUUAAAGAGGUUUUCCGGGAUUGUCCAGAGACGUGAGAUGAUUGGCAAACUUGUUCUGGCUCUUUGGAUAUUACGAUGGACCAGUUUUAUCGCAGAACCCGUUGCGGGACAGGUGUUAUCGUCCUUCGACGAAAGUUUGGACGAAAGGAACGACGCGGAAAUUUUUCGCGCGGUCGUCGAAUCAAUGCGAAGAUGGACGCUUCACAAAAAGCUCAAUCACAGAGGAAAAAGAGAGGUGUCCAAGGUUUGCUACGAGGACAUCGGGUGCUUCGAGGAUACCGGGCCCUUCAGUUACCUGGAGAUGCUACCGUCACCGCCAAAAGACGUUGGAACCAGAUUCAUCGUAUACGGAAGUAGAAAGGCAAGAGCGAUCCCCAUGGAGGUGCCUGCCGACGAUAUAGACGACAGCGUCCACCGUGCCAUAGAUCCUAAUCUCCCGACGAAAGUAAUCGUUCAUGGAUUUGGAAGUGACUGCAACCACUUGUGGGUUUACGAUAUGCGAUCCGCGUUAAUGAGCAUUCACGAUUGCAAUAUAGUUUGCGUGGAUUGGGGUCCCGGUAGCGCCGUACCCAAUUACGUAAGGGCAGCGGCCAAUACACGACUAGUUGGCCGACAAUUGGCAAAAUUAAUUCGCAGCUUUAACGUGCCGCUGGAAAAAGUGCACAUGAUUGGAUUCAGCCUGGGAGCCCAUGUGGCCGGUUUUGCCGGUGCUGAGCUUGGAAAUGUGUCCAGAAUUACCGGUUUAGAUCCUGCGGGACCGCUUUUCGAGUCGCAGGAUCCGAGGGUUCGCCUGGACGCGACGGAUGCGAAGUUCGUCGACGUUAUUCACAGCAACGGUGAGCAGCUCAUCUUGGGCGGUCUCGGUUCCUGGCAGCCCAUGGGCGACGUUGAUUAUUAUCCGAAUGGAGGAAAAAUGCAAAACGGAUGCUCGAACAUCUUCGUCGGCGCCGUGUCCGAUAUUAUCUGGUCGAGCACGGUCGAGGGCAGAUCGUUGUGCAACCAUCGGCGGGCGUACAAGUUCUUUACCGAUUCCGUAAGCCCGAAGUGCCGAUUCCCGGCGUUUCCCUGCGACCACGGUUACGAGGGCCUGCUGAAGGGUGACUGUUUCCCUUGCGGCACGGACGGCGCGGAUCGACCCUGCGGCGACAUGGGCUAUUACAGCAACGAGUCGCCCGCCAGGGGCCAGCUUUACCUAGUGACGAGAGACGAGGAGCCCUUCUGCGCCCAUCAGUACCAGAUCAAGGUGUACAACAGCCGGAGCGAGAGAUCCGCCAAGAGCUACGGGAAGCUUCAGGUCACGCUUGUGGGAAAAGGUUCGUACAACGACACGUUCGCGAUGACUCGCAAGGACGAAGAGCUCUUGGUAGGAGCCAUCCUUCAGAAAAUUGUCGUGCCGCAACCCGCGGUUACCCAUCUCGAAGCGAUCGAAAUCAAAUACACGGCGUAUAGCGGCUGGAUAUCGUCCGGCUUGGUGUCCUGGACUAUCGACAAAGUGGCCAUAACCGACAGUUUCGGCAAGGUCCUGUCGGUCUGCAAGAAAGGCUUGAUCCUAGAAUCCGGCCGGCCGGUCUACCUGCCCCUUUUCCCCGGCGAAUGCAACAUACCCUUGGACACCGAAAACUCCACCGCCUCGUCUUCCGCGGUACCGACCCUCGAACGCGCAGAGAUCGACGACAGGCAGGGCGGCAUAGGACCCUUCACGAAGGAGCAAAACUACGAGACGAAGGAUCCCGGAUACUCCGCGGAGAUCCCGCCGACGGACAGAACGUCGCAGAGACGUGGUGGCCUCGGUCCGUUUACGAAGGAGCAGAAUCGGCGCGUAGGCGCCGAGAUCGAGACGGCGACGACCUUCAACGAGAACGAGGAGAGCCGGCGCAACGUCGCAAACCCGUGGACCGUCCUGGACAUAUCCGGCGACGGCGACUCCAACUCGCUGGAGAACAGCGAGUCGGAGCAAGGACGGAGCUUCUCGGGCGCCGCGAACCUGAUAUACCGCACCUCGACGGCGUCGGAACGCGUCGCCGAGACUACCGCGACCACGGUCCCCACGACCACGGAGUACCUGCCGGAGAUCAGGGAACCGGUGCUGCGGCCGAGCAAGAAGGACGCCGGCCGAUCGCUCAAGUUGCCCGAGAUCACGGAACCGAUCCUACGUCCGCGCGCCACCAGGCACAACACGCGGAACGAGGUGGUGCCGCAACAGCAUCAGCGCGACGAGAUACAAGAGACGUCGUCGACCUCCACGAGACCGUUGUUCACCGUGCAGUUUCUACCCGAGCGACUAGCCGGGAUCCUGGCGCAGGCGGAACGAUACGCGCGGCAGACCCUGCUGCCCUUUAUCUCGCAGUACACGCCGAGCUUCGUGACCGGUAUUCGGCACGAAGAGCCCAAGUAUUUUCCUCUCUUGACUGACCUAGUGCGUCCGAGGAGCGCCGACAGCACCACCGAGACCGGCAGGACGACGACCAGUCCGCCACCGCGACCAAAGAACGGUGACCAAAUCUCGCGAGUGUACAUCGGCCAGCGCAAGUCCGACAAGUCGUUCAGCAUCAAAGACGGACGUAAUGAGACCAUCUCAAGCGCGCAAGUGGAGAACGGCAAGAACCAGUAUACCGAGUCGAGAGCCGAAGUGUCGCCGGUGAUAGUCGAGGCCGUGUAUCCGGAGAAAUUAGCCAACGCUAGCUCCACCGGUCUCGAGGCGAAAGCGACGAGCGAGGGUAGCGAUUGGCAGCCGAUCGGUGAAUCGACAACCCCUUUGAAGAGCCCUCCGUCCCGAAGGGAAUCGAACUUCUCGCGGUCGCUGGACUGGUCGGCCGACAUCAGCCGCGACUGGACCUCGCGAACGGUGAACGGAAAUGCGGAAGCCGAGGUCAAGUCUGAUGACGACUGGAUACCGAUCACGAUCAGGAGCGACACUGUCUCGACGACCGCGCGGGCUGCGGCUUUGGGCGAAGAAACGGCGGCGACGGCGACUCAAGGGACCAAGACCGACAUCGUUAACAAUUCGCGGAAAUCCGCCGAGGAUGAUGCCCUCGAUGAAAUCGAAGAGGAAGCUACGACCGUCGCGAACACGUACGAGAGGAAAUUCAUUCCUCUGGUUGACUUGGAGGCGACGACCUCCGAUAGCCCGCCCUCGUCGACCGACGCUAACGACGUUCCGGGAUCCACGACGGCCGCCUCGCAUAUCCAGAAGAUACCGCGAUACAAGACGACAGUAAAAAGUGCCAGAACGAUAAUGAACCCCGUGAUGAUGUUCCCGUAUGCCUACGAGCGGAAAAAUGAUCCUAGAACGAGAUACAUACCGCUGAUCCCGGAAGAGGAUAUGGGCAGGGCAUAUCCGAUGUCCGAGAGGAAGCGUUAAUAACACGUUCGUUUAAGAAUGAUUAAAAAAAAUAAGACUCAAAGAUUCUUUUUCUUACAUUGAAUCAUUCGCGAAACGCAAGAUUAUAUCUGUUAAAAGCUAUUCGAUAAUUCGAUAUUGUUAUCACGAUCGGAAAACGAGCUUCUUAUUUCUUCGGCAAAAUUCAGAAUUAUUUUUAUAGGGUCAUUUUGUCAUUUAUUGUAAAAACAAUAUCAAAAAUCCGGAAAUCUAGGAGAUUUGAGAUUUUGAGAAACGGAAGAUCAGUCGUAACUUGGAAUUAUUUUCAUCAGACAAUAAUGUUUGCAUGGUUCGUAUUUUUAAAAGAUAGGAGCUAUGCGUCAUUUUCCCGGUUAACAAAAUCGCGAACCCUCAAUACUAUUUGGUUCAAAUUAUAAGAAAUUGAAGCUACUACAGAAAUAUUUUUUUAUCGAUGUUCAUUUCCCAGUCGGAAAUGAUAUAUGGUUUAAUUUAUAAUAAAAUUUUCAAAGUAAAUUUUGAGAUAAAAUUUUGUCGCAAAGUACAACCAAUAGUCUGUGAUGAGAAAUAAUGCGAUUUAAAAUCAGUAUUCGGACAUUCUCCUUAUCUCUUGCCUCAAAAUUAAACGCGCUAUUUCUCGUGUGACGGUGAUAAAAUAUUAGAUGUAGAAAAAUGCAAGUGCAAUUUUUGGCAAAGUGAAAUAUUGUGCCUUAUGAUAGUUAUUGAUAUAAACUAAUGCUUUUUAAUGAGUUUUAUAAAUAACCCUGUUGAAACUGCAAAAAUUAGGAUUGUUAAGAUUUAAUGAUUUUAGAAAAAAUCUUUAAUAACUUUCCUUUUUCUUUUUGAUAAAAAUUGGGAGCCCUUAACUUUAUUAUCUUUGUAUAUAUAUAUAGGAAUUUUUUACAUAGCUAUAUAUAUAUAUUUAUAUAUAUACAACACACAUAUAUAUAGCUUCGCCUUUUACUAUUAAUCAUUAUAACUAUUAU
Temnothorax curvispinosus is the source of this 5041-nucleotide messenger RNA. RefSeq lists its product as uncharacterized. Gene Ontology annotation, molecular function: lipase activity. Lineage: Eukaryota; Metazoa; Arthropoda; Insecta; Hymenoptera; Formicidae. The coding region runs from base 756 to 4079 and encodes 1107 amino acids. Gene Ontology annotation, biological process: lipid metabolic process. The transcript has 8 exons. The record is from RefSeq and is a predicted model, not a curated record.